AUGCCGCGCCCCACCUCGCUCUUCCCGCUGCUGCUUCUGCUGCUGCCGCCGCUGGCCUCGGGCCUCGGACUCCGCGCCACCGGCGGCCGGCGCCCCGAGUGCGGUCCGUGCCGGCCCGAGCACUGUCCGGCGCCCGCGCGCUGCCCCGCGCCCGCGAUUGCGGCGCGCGACGAGUGCGGCUGCUGCGCGCGCUGCCUGGGCGCGGAGGGCGCGAGCUGCGGGGGGCGGGCCGGCGCGCGCUGUGCCCCGGGCCUGGUGUGCGCCAGCCGCGCCGCGGGGGCGGCGCCCGAGGGCACCGGGGUCUGCGUGUGCGCGCAGCGCGGCGCCGUCUGCGGCUCCGACGGCCGCUCCUACCCCAGCGUAUGCGCGCUGCGCCUGCGCGCCCGGUACACGCCCCGCGCGCACCCGGGCCACCUGCACAAGGCGCGCGAUGGCCCCUGCGAAUUCGCCCCCAUGGUUGUCAUUCCACCCCGGAGUGUCCACAACGUCACUGGUGCACAGGUGUACCUGUCCUGUGAGGUGAGGGCUGUGCCCACCCCUGUCAUCACGUGGAGGAAGGUCACACAGUCUCCUGAGGGCACUCAGGUGCUAGAGGACCUUCCUGGGGACCAUGUCAAUAUAGCUGUCCAGGUGCGAGGGGGCCCUUCUGACCACGAGGCCACAGCCUGGAUUUUGAUCAACCCUCUGAGAAAGGAAGAUGAGGGAGUGUACCUGUGCCAUUCAGCAAAUGCGGUUGGGGAGGCCGAGUCCCACGGCACGGUGACAGUUAUGGAUCUGAGUAAAUACCAAGUCCCCCGCUUCCCAGCUCCAGACGACCGCAUGUGAUGGAGCAAUGUACAUGUUCUAAGUCAUUUUCGGGUCUUAGCAACCUAAUGACGAGAUGUUGGAAAAGUCAAGUCAUGGAUCAUUUUUUUUUUCGUGAAGAGUUGGAGAAACUGUUUGUAGAUGACCCCUUUUGUAUGUUUUUACAGAUUAGAUGCAAACUAGAUUCGUAUGCAGAUGUAGUUUUUAGCAGGGCAAGCAUUGGGAAACCAGACUGCAUGUGGCUUUUUUAUACUUUUGAAAUGAACUGCUCUGUAAGAAUUCUUUUUUAACUACUCCCUCCCAGGGAAGGUCACCUGGUGGUAUAUUUGUAAUUCUAAAGGGCUGGAACAAGGCCUGUUUCAGCCUUGUGUCUUUACCUCAUCUGUCUGUGACUGAUUAGCAAAGCUCUGUGACUUAGUGUGUGUUGUAGAAGGAGGGAGAGAGUCCCACCUUCAUCCUCUGCCCGCUCUCUGACUCGCUGUGUGACCUGGAUAGGCCCCUCCCCAUUCUGGACCUUUGUCUCUAGCUGUUUGGACCAGCUGUUACCCGGGUCCCUUGGAGCCCUGCCAUCCCAGAGUAAGGUGGCCCUGUGGAAAAAAUACAGGAAGUGUAGUCUUAGCAUUCGUUUUCAAGAAUGCUCAAAACAGCUGCCACCGCUUCAGAGUGGGUGUGGAGCUGGCCACAGCUCUUCUGUUCCUGCCAUUUUCCCACCUUAAAGAGAUGGCGUUCUAGAUGGGACACUUUACCAGACUCCGGAGCCCCUUGGCUGGGUGCUUGGGGACCAAGGUGUCCCUUUGUCAACAAGCCCAGCAUCCUCUAACCAGCACGGCAGGCAGGGUGAACACGGAUGUCCCAACCCCCUUUGCAGAUGAAGAAACCAGGCUCCGAGAGGGAGGCGCUUGCCCAAGGUCCAAGGGCCUCCGAGAAGGACCAGAACUUGGGGCACCCUUUCCAUGCCAUGGUGCUGCUUCUCGGGAUAAUCUCAUGGCAAUGGAAAGGAAGGGGCUUCAGGGACUCUCCUCCUGGUCCCUCUCAGCUUUUACAGCAUACUCCCAUGCCCCUUCCCCCUAGGUAUCACAUUCUGGUAUCCUUUUUGGAAUUGCAUUUUCUCCCUUUGAGCCUGGCCGUUCCGUAUCUGAAAUAUUGGGGUGGCAUCACCCUGAUGUACUACAUGGCAGGAGCAGAGCCUGAAAAUCCAGAAACAUGAGGUCCAUUUGGGGAUUCAUCCCUGGCUUGCUGCCUGACCCCAAGCAAGUCCCCUCACCUUCUGGACCUCCGUUUCCUCAUUUGAGUAAGAAGGCAACGAAACUAGAGGGUAGUUUGCAAACUUUAAAACAUUGGAACCCCUUUCUUUGAAUAAAAUCAGAGUUGAAACUGA
Felis catus (domestic cat) is the source of this 2182-nucleotide messenger RNA. It is a transcript of the gene IGFBPL1, whose product is annotated as insulin like growth factor binding protein like 1. Gene Ontology annotation, molecular function: insulin-like growth factor binding. Bases 1 to 825 code for a protein of 274 amino acids. Gene Ontology annotation, biological process: regulation of signal transduction; regulation of cell growth. The record is from RefSeq and is a predicted model, not a curated record. Gene Ontology annotation, cellular component: extracellular region. NCBI's taxonomy places the organism in Eukaryota, Metazoa, Chordata, Mammalia, Carnivora, Felidae. The transcript has 6 exons.